GAGCAGGAUGGCAUCAUGCUCUCGGUGGAUUGCUCCGAGCUGGGGCUUUCGGAGGUGCCCGCGAACCUGAGCCCUCUCACCGCUUACCUAGACCUGAGCAUGAACAACAUCAGCCAGCUGCAGCCCAGCGCGCUCCGGCACCUGCGCUUCCUGGAGGAGCUACGCCUCUCUGGAAACCACAUCUCCAGGAUCCCAGGGGAAGCUUUCUCUGGCCUCUACAGCCUGAAGAUUCUGAUGUUGCAGAACAAUCAGCUGAGCCGCAUCCCUGCAGAGGCACUGAGAGAUCUUCCAAAUCUCCAAUCUCUCCGCCUGGAUGCCAACCUCAUCUCCGAGGUGCCCGACAGGAGCUUUGAGGGGCUGCUGUCCCUGCGUCACCUGUGGCUGGACGACAACGCCCUGACGGAGAUCCCGGUGCGAGCCCUGAACCACCUGCCAGCGCUCCAGGCCAUGACCCUGGCCCUCAACCAGAUCUGGCACAUCCCAGAUUUCGCCUUCCAGAACCUCAGCAGCCUCGUGGUGCUGCACCUGCACAACAACCGGAUCCAGAGGCUGGGAGCCAACGGCUUCGAUGGGCUGCACAGCCUGGAAACCCUGGAUCUGAACUACAACGAGCUGCUGGAAUUCCCUGGGGCUAUCAGGACACUGGGCCGACUGCAGGAGCUUGGUUUUCAUAACAACAACAUCAAAGCUAUUCCAGAGAACGCAUUCGUUGGGAAUCCCCUCCUCCAAACAAUCCAUUUUUAUGACAAUCCCAUCCAGUUUGUUGGACAGUCUGCUUUCCAGUACUUGCCAAAGCUCCACACUCUGUCGCUCAAUGGAGCCACAGACAUCAGGGAAUUCCCGGACCUCAAAGGCACCACCAGCCUAGAAGUUUUGACCCUGACCCGGGCAGGAAUCCAUUUCCUCCCCAGAAGGAUGUGCCAGCAGCUGCCCAGCCUCCGAGUCCUAGAGCUGUCACACAACCAAAUCGAAGAGCUGCCCAGUUUCCAUCGGUGCCAGCAGCUGGAGGAGCUUGGUCUCCAGCACAACAAGAUCCACGAGAUUCGAGCAGACACCUUUGUGCAGCUGCUGGCCCUGCGCUCCAUAGACCUGAGUUGGAAUUACAUCCAGUUUAUUCACCCAGAGGCCUUUGUGACCCUGCACUCCCUCACCAAGCUGGACUUGACUGACAACCAGCUGGUCACGCUGCCCCUGGAUGGUUUGGCUGGACUGACACAUCUGAAGCUCCAAGGCAACCCAGCUCUCUCUGAGCCCUUCACCAAGGAGAGCUUCCCCAAAAUGAGAGUCCUGGAGGUGCCGUACGCCUACCAGUGCUGUGCCUACGGGAGCUGCAGCAGCUUCUUCAGGGUGUCCAGCCAGUGGGAGGCAGAAGACAUGAGCCCUGAGGAGGAGGAUCCCCACAAGAGAACCUUGGAACUGUUCCCAGGUCACGCUGACAACCACUAUGACCUAGAUGCAGAUGAUCUUCAGCUGGACCUCGAGGAAUCGAAGCUGCACCCCACUAUUCAGUGCACACCAAGCCCCGGUCCCUUCAAGCCCUGUGAUCACCUGUUUGAGAGCUGGAUCAUCCGCCUGGGAGUGUGGCUCAUCGUUCUGGUCUCGGUGCUCUGCAAUGGGCUGGUCAUCCUGGCUGUCUUUGCUUCCCCCAGCUACCUCUCCCCGGUGAAGUUCCUUGUGGGCUCCAUUGCUGGGGCCAACUUGCUGACAGGCAUCUCCUGCAGCAUGCUGGCCCUGGUGGACACCCUCACCUACGGCCACUUCGCCCGAUACGGCGCCAGAUGGGAGACAGGAGCGGGCUGCAGGGUCACAGGGUUCCUGUCUGUGCUGGCCUCCCAGGCUGCCAUCUUCCUGCUCACCCUGGCUGCUGUGCAGUGCAGCCUCUCAGCCUCCUGCGUGCGAGGCUAUGGCAAGUCCCCGUCCCUAGGCAAGGUCAAGGCUGCUGCCUGUUGCUGCCUGUUGCUGUCCUCUGUGGCUGCCGUUCUGCCUCUCUUCUCCGUUGGGGAAUAUGGAGCAUCCCCUCUCUGCCUCCCAUACCCCAUUCCAGAGGGGAAACCCACCACCCUGGGCUUCAGUGUGGCCUUGGUGAUGACAAACAUGCUCUGCUUCCUGACUAUCACCGGCACCUACAUCCGACUCUACUGCAGCCUGCUGAAGGGGGAGUUCAGCGCUGUCUGGGACUGUGCUAUGGUCAAGCAUGUGGCCUGGCUGAUCUUCACCAACUGCCUCCUCUACUGCCCAGUGGCCUUCCUCACCUUCUCCUCUACCCUCAACCUCUUCCUUAUCACCCCAGAGGUCAUCAAAUCCGUCUUCCUUGUGGUCCUGCCCCUGCCUGCCUGCCUCAACCCCUUGCUCUACCUGCUCUUCAACCCCCACUUCAGAGAUGACUUCCGCCUGCUGAGGCAGAAAGGGCAGGACAAGGGCAGCUUCUCCCAGUCCUGCAGGGCUGAUGACAUGGAGAAAAGCUCCUAUGACUCCACCCAGGCUCUGGUGAACUUCUCCGACAUCGACCACAUGUGUGAGACACCCGAUCCCCUGGGAGUGCGCCCCAUCCUUGACAGCUUCAGCUUCCCCUCCAUGACACUGAUUCCCUGCCAGCAAAGGGUGGGCACCAGGGGGAAGGAGAGGGGCUGCUCUGAGCAUUGUCCCUGCCUCAAUGACAGUGAGGUGCUGAUAAGCUCAGAGAGCCGAGAUCUGUCUGGCAGCAGCCUCCGGAUAACCUUCUUCCCCUCCCCACCCACACCACCCUACACAUCUCACUUAUAA
Sturnus vulgaris (Common starling) is the source of this 2763-nucleotide messenger RNA. RefSeq names its product leucine rich repeat containing G protein-coupled receptor 6 (gene LGR6). Gene Ontology annotation, biological process: activation of adenylate cyclase activity; adenylate cyclase-activating G protein-coupled receptor signaling pathway; hormone-mediated signaling pathway. NCBI's taxonomy places the organism in Eukaryota, Metazoa, Chordata, Aves, Passeriformes, Sturnidae. The record is from RefSeq and is a predicted model, not a curated record. Gene Ontology annotation, molecular function: protein binding; protein-hormone receptor activity; G protein-coupled peptide receptor activity. Gene Ontology annotation, cellular component: plasma membrane.